Messenger RNA from Prorocentrum cordatum, 2436 nucleotides. The record is from the annotation of a GenBank genome assembly. Lineage: Eukaryota; Dinophyceae; Prorocentrales; Prorocentraceae.
UGUCUCUCUCGCUCUCCGCCGUUCCCAUCCCCUGUCUUCCGAACAUGUCAGCGUUUGCCAACAAGUCGUAGGCGUUCAGUCUUGUGACGAUGCUGCCACUGUGGUUGUGUGGAAGACAUAUCGAAGGCGGCAUCGACCAUAUCAUCUCCCGUGCCCCUAAUGCGUGCACGAGUUGCUGUAGCACUUGCUCCAUUCGUGCUUUCAGACUAGAUGCCAAUGGUCGAUCCUGUACGCGCAUCGGUAUCAACAUGCGUAGAGAGAGCAUACCUGCUACGGUGACGAAUCAGGGUUCAAGCAUUUUGAGAGUACAGCUGUGAGAGCUGUGUGUGCUCGGCAGCCAUGGGUGCCCAGAGGCUGCACCAGCCGCUCUCUCGUUUCACUCAGCGGCAGCGUGAUGCGUGCAUGCGUCGUUUCGAGAGGCAAGAUUUCGCGGCAGACGGGUUCAAGAGUGAUUGGAUGGGCACGGAAAAUUUGUCGGUCUAUGUUGCGUGCUUGUACAAUUUGCGCACCAGGUGGAGGUCGAACCGCAAAACUAUCCAAGUGGGUGGUGUGCACUACCCUACGUUGAUCGUGUCGAAUCAUCUGUCUCCGCCGGUGUCGGCAAGCAGUGCUCAGUGGUGUUGGCUCGAUAAUCGCGGCGAGCCUAGCGGUCUGGAUGCCAAGCUUUGCUGCGAUACGCAGACCUACGGUGCAAGCGGUUUAGAGAGUUGUUGGGACGGCUAUUUCACAUUCGAGCUCUGUUGUCGUGGGAAUGUUGAAUUGUACGAGCUGCCCCACUUCUUUGUCGCUCCAGCGAUGGAUGUCAAUGUAGGUAACGCGGUGAGACAGCUAGGCACAUUCGAUUUGGGUCAGUCCUAUGCACUGCAGACACUUUGCCACAGCGGUGACACUGUAUUGGAUAUUGGUGCCAAUGUCGGGGGAUUCACUGUUCCGCUUGCUGAGCGUGUUGGGCCGCAAGGCAAAGUGCACGCUUUUGAGCCCUUUCGAAAAGUGUUCCAGCAUCUGAAUGCCAACGUGGCGCUGAAUGGUUUGACAAACGUUUUCACACAUCAAGUUGCUUUAGGAACAGAGCGCAAGACGUUGGAGAUUCAUGCCCCUGAUCUCACCAUUUUCAAUUUUCCAUCCGCUAUUAGAGUUGUGGAGCAGCUGCGUCCGGAUGAUGCUGCCCGAAAUGCAAACUUGAGAUACGAGAAGGAACUCCAAGAGAUAGAUGUGAGGCCGUUGGACAGCUUCCAAUUUGCAGGCAGCAUUCGUCUUAUCAAGAUAGAUGUUGAAUUCAUGGAGCUCCAGGUGAUCCUCGGUGGCCGAGACACCAUACUGCGGCACAAGCCAGUGAUUUGGGUAGAGAACGAGCCAUUCUUCGAUGACCCUCCUGACCGAACGCUUGUGAACAUGAUGUCCUCUGAGUUGGGCUACGAGUGCCGCCCAGUAGCGAAGCUCGAGCUACUUUGCGUACCUGGCGACUAUGGCGAGGGCCAGGGGAAGCUGCCCCGUGGCUUCCACAGAGUCUUCCGGCACCUCACAGGACAGGCCCAGGAUGUGAAUCUCUGGGGAGCCUUGGCCGAAGUGGAUGGGCAUUCCUAGAAUGAGUAAUCUUGAUGUUAUAACACUCGGUGGCAUGGCAGCUUGCGAGACCGCCACGUCUGGCAUCAUAGUGGAUUGGCCUUGCGAGCACUUUUUUGUGGUCAUCUGAGGGUGCGGGAGAGUGCAAAAGGUUCUUCGCUCUAGCGCAUACGACCUCGAGUGAUCAUAUACGUCUUGCCCAUUGCGAGUGAAUCUGCUACCUCUGGUUGGUUCCGCAGCCAGAUUCGUUCGAUGAGCCCUCGUGGCUGCAAGUCUUGCCUCAACGCGUAGGUCUGUUUCAUUCAGUGAUGAUGUCAUUAUCGCUUGUUGCACCUGUAUUGUUUUGACAUUGUUGAUGCGUCUUCUGGUUUGCAGGAUUGAGUCUGUUCCACCGAGGUCUAAUUUCGUCUGCCCACGGGGCUUAGGUGGCAGUGUAUUUCCAUCCCUCCAGCUUCCUCGGGGAACACCUCUGGUUUGUGGGGAUCCCCCCAAGUCACCGCUUCCGUGGCUCGCGCUUGGCUUCAGUCUUCUUUCACAGUACGGUUGCUUACGUCUUUGCCGCCUUAACGUUGUUCUGGCUCACUUAUUUUCGCCUAUCGCUUGUAUUCAGCAUCGACUACACUUACCUUGCCAGUGCCAUUAUUUCACAUACCUUCAGCUUCAUUUAUCUUAUAUGCAUAGUUUCCCGAUGGCUUACUCAUCGUUUCCAAAUGAGCUGGCCUUCAGCUCGCUUGCAGCAUAUAUUGGGCUUUCCUGUAGCCAGCGUUGAUCUUGUCGUUCGCAAGUUGGCUUGAUUGCAGUUGUUGUACAUCGAUUUCCUUUUAGAUUGCCUGCAGCUUGCCUUUGAUUCUCCAAGCAUUGCUUCCACUUAAG